This is a messenger RNA of Caenorhabditis remanei, 669 nucleotides long. RefSeq lists its product as uncharacterized. Lineage: Eukaryota; Metazoa; Nematoda; Chromadorea; Rhabditida; Rhabditidae. The coding region runs from base 1 to 669 and encodes 222 amino acids. The transcript is spliced from 3 exons. The record is from RefSeq and is a predicted model, not a curated record.
AUGGUAAUUAUUGGUUAUUUAAUACCACCAUUUUGUAAUAUUCCUGAGCAAGAAUCAGCGAAAUUCUUUCUUCUGCAGACAAUCCCUUGUCCCACUGAAGAGUUCUUCUACACCGAAGUUUUUGUAUGGACAAUUGACAAAUUUUGGUAUAACUAUCUAUGGAUAGCUACUGGAUCGAUGAAUUCAAGCAGUCUCCACAUUUGCACUUUGUUGCUUCUUCUGCUUAGCCGUAGUGACUUGUUUAGCGACUCGAGUGGCUCCGACCAUACAGCAACCCAACAGACAAACGGAUACCAUGAGAGCCAUCCAACAAAGAUAGAGAAUACUGACACAGAAAGCGGUCCAGAAGGUCAAACUGUCGCAGUUGUCAUGGUCGUGGUAGAUGUUGAGGGUCCAGAUGAUACCGAUUGGGAUGCACAUGCAGAGGCAGCAGAAUGUGAAGCGAGAGAUGCGGUGCAUUUUGAAUGGGGUUGCAUUUUUGAUGUCGGUUUCAGUUGGUGCCGCGGGAGCAAGGGCUUGACGGGCACGACGCCAACCAAUCAAGUAGAAUGGGAAAUUGAGGGCACUGAUGAAAAUAACGAUUCCUGUGACGAUGAGCCAGUAAGGAAUGUGUUUAUCCUCUUCACAGUUGUGCUUAUUGAUCCAUCCGACAGUGAUAAGGAAGAUUGA